AUGCCCCUGAUGGAGGCCAAGGAAGAGGAGGAAGAUACCAACUCCCUCUCAAAGGAUGAAUUGGAGACUAAUUCAUGUGACUGGCUCCGCUAUAUACCCCUUGGGAUAGCCUUUCUUUUGCUGGCUGGAGCUGCUGCAGCAACAUGGUAUUUCCUAGACUACAGACCGUGGCACCUGGAACCAGCCGUCCUGCAGUUUUACUGUGGCAGCCUCCAGGUCCUCAAUCGCCAAUACUCCCCUGACCUGGGACAAGUGGAGUCCAGAGCCUUCUGGUUGGAGUCAGCUAAGCUCCAGAAGAUGCUGAAGGGACUGAUUUGUGCCACAGAACUGGAUCAAUAUUACAACUCGAGCACAGUGUAUGCCUUUGGGGAGGGGUCUCUGACCUUCUUCUUCUGGUUCACCCUCCAAAUUCCUGAAAGUCAGCAGAAGGAGGUGACUCCUGAGAGGGUAAACACAAUGCUCCACCAAGAGCUCUCCACCAGUUUCAACAGCCUGUCCUACCAGAUGGAGUACAGUGUCAACCCAGACUCACUGGUUCUGCUGGAAUCCAGUGUGAAAGACAUAGUAGUGCUGAAAUCCACCCUGGGUUGCUACAGGUACAGCUAUGUCCAGGAGGAUGAUAUCCUAAGGCUGGAGGGCCCUGACUACCUGGCUUCCAGUUGUCUUUGGCACCUCCACAGCCUCAAGGGCUACAUGAUCAAGCUACACUUGGAGUGGACUCUCCCAGACUGUAGGGACCGUCUGGCUAUGUAUGAUGCAGCCGGGCCCCUGGCGAAACAGCUCAUCACCUCGAUCUACGGCUGCAGCCGGCAGGAGCCCAUUGUGGAAGUCCUUUCAUCUGGCCCUGUCAUGUCCAUUGUGUGGAAGAAAGCCAUGUACAGCUACUAUGACCCCUUCAUCCUCUCAGCACAGGCAGUGCCCCUCAAAGACUGCAAAGUGAAUAUAACUCUGCGGGAGGGCCUGGAGCUGCAGGGGAAGAUUGGCACCCCACACUACCCCAGUUACUACUCGCCCAACACACAGUGCACCUGGCACAUGACGGUCCCAUCUCUCGACUAUGGGGUCACCCUGUGGUUCGAUGCCUACGCACUCAGCAGACAGAAGCACGACCUGCCCUGUACCCAAGGCCAGUGGAUAAUCCAGAACAGAAGGCUGUGUGGCCUGCGGACCCUGCAAGCCUAUGCUGAGCGAAUCCCAGUCACAUCCUCUGCUGACAUCACCAUCACCUUCACCUCUCAAGUCUCCUUAACUGGCCCCGGUGUACAGGCAGCUUACAGUCUGUACAACCAGUCUGACCCCUGUCCUGGGGAGUUCCUGUGUUUGGUGAACGGCUUGUGCGUCCCAGCCUGUGACGGGAUCAAAGAUUGCCCCAAUGGGUUGGAUGAGAGAAACUGUGUGUGCCCUGCAAAGUUCCAGUGCCACGAGGACAGCACUUGCAUCGAGUUCAGCAGGGUCUGCAAUCAGCAGCUAGACUGUGUCAACGGGAGUGAUGAGGAGCAGUGCAGUGAAGGAAUCCCCUGCAGUCCUUUCACCUACCGCUGUGAAGAUGGGACCUGUGUGAAGAAACCCAACCCCCUGUGUGACACCACUGCAGACUGCAAGGACCUGUCUGAUGAGAAGCGCUGUGACUGUGGGCUGCAAGCUCCUCUCAGCAGGAUUGUGGGUGGUGCGAAUUCUGUGGAAGGGGAAUGGCCGUGGCAGGCCAGCCUGCAAGUUCGGGGACGCCACAUUUGUGGGGGAACGCUCAUUGCUGACCGCUGGGUGGUCUCAGCUGCUCACUGCUUCCAGGAUGAGAGACUGGCCUCUGCCUCCAUCUGGACUGUUUACUUGGGCAAAUACUUACAAAAUACCACCAGCCACACAGAGGUGUCUUUCAAGGUGAUCCGUCUCUUCCUCCACCCUUAUUACGAGGAGGACAGCCAUGAUUAUGAUGUGGCCCUGCUUCAGCUGGACCAUCCUGUGAUCAUCUCAGCCUUAAUCCAGCCCAUCUGCUUGCCUGCUCCUUCUCACCUCUUUGAGCCUGGCCUUCAUUGCUGGAUCACUGGCUGGGGAGCCCUCAAGGAAGGUGGGCACAUCAGCAAUGUUCUGCAGAAGGUGGACGUGCAGCUCAUCCAGCAGGACAUCUGCAGCGAGGCCUAUCACUACAUGGUUUCUCCCAGGAUGCUGUGUGCUGGCUACCACAAGGGCAAGAAAGAUGCCUGCCAGGGUGAUUCUGGAGGUCCGCUGGCCUGCAAGGAACGCAGUGGCAGGUGGUUUCUGGCUGGUUUGGUCAGCUGGGGAAUGGGAUGCUCACAUCCAAACCACUAUGGAGUAUACACCAGGAUCACUCAGGUGCUGGGGUGGAUGAACCAAACCAUGAGCUGAGAAAAGUGCAUCUCUGCC
Messenger RNA from Athene cunicularia (burrowing owl), 2382 nucleotides. RefSeq names its product transmembrane serine protease 6 (gene TMPRSS6). Gene Ontology annotation, molecular function: serine-type endopeptidase activity; protein binding. Gene Ontology annotation, biological process: proteolysis. The record is from RefSeq and is a predicted model, not a curated record. Bases 1 to 2364 code for a protein of 787 amino acids. The transcript is spliced from 17 exons. NCBI's taxonomy places the organism in Eukaryota, Metazoa, Chordata, Aves, Strigiformes, Strigidae.